Molecule: messenger RNA, 1411 nt
Organism: Zea mays
Lineage: Eukaryota; Viridiplantae; Streptophyta; Magnoliopsida; Poales; Poaceae
Product: cysteine protease 1
Exons: 4
Coding region: 61-1176 (371 amino acids)
Biological process (GO): proteolysis
Molecular function (GO): cysteine-type peptidase activity
Source: RefSeq, marked validated
GGGAGAAGGGAACCGAAACCAAGCAACCCAAUCCAAACCAGACAAGCAAGGAAUCCCCCGAUGGCUCAUCGCGUUCUCCUCCUCCUCUCUCUCGCGUCGGCCGCCGCGGUUGCCGCCGCCGUCGACGCGGAGGACCCGCUGAUCCGGCAGGUGGUUCCCGGUGGAGAUGACAACGAUCUGGAGCUGAACGCGGAGUCCCACUUCCUGAGCUUCGUGCAGCGGUUCGGCAAGUCCUACAAGGACGCCGACGAGCACGCGUACCGGCUGUCCGUUUUCAAGGCCAACCUGCGCCGCGCGCGCCGGCACCAGCUGCUGGACCCGUCGGCGGAGCACGGCGUCACUAAGUUCUCCGACCUCACGCCGGCAGAGUUCCGCCGGACCUACCUCGGCCUCCGCAAGUCCCGGCGCGCUCUCCUCAGAGAACUCGGGGAGUCGGCGCACGAGGCGCCCGUGCUCCCCACCGAUGGUCUCCCCGACGAUUUCGACUGGAGGGACCACGGCGCCGUCGGCCCCGUCAAGAACCAGGGUUCGUGCGGGUCGUGCUGGUCGUUCAGCGCGUCUGGAGCGCUGGAGGGUGCGCACUACCUCGCAACUGGCAAGCUGGAGGUGCUUUCGGAGCAGCAGUUCGUCGACUGUGACCACGAGUGUGAUUCAUCGGAGCCUGAUUCAUGUGAUUCGGGUUGCAAUGGUGGGCUAAUGACGACGGCAUUCAGUUAUCUCCAGAAGGCCGGUGGCCUUGAGAGUGAGAAGGAUUACCCUUACACUGGGAGUGAUGGCAAAUGCAAGUUUGACAAGUCCAAGAUUGUUGCUUCAGUUCAGAACUUCAGUGUUGUGUCUGUGGACGAGGCUCAAAUUUCUGCUAACCUCAUCAAACAUGGGCCAUUGGCAAUCGGCAUCAAUGCUGCCUACAUGCAGACAUACAUCGGAGGCGUGUCAUGCCCAUACAUCUGUGGCAGGCACCUUGACCAUGGUGUUCUCCUUGUUGGAUAUGGUGCUUCUGGUUUCGCCCCCAUUCGCCUGAAGGACAAGCCUUACUGGAUCAUCAAGAACUCGUGGGGCGAGAACUGGGGGGAGAACGGAUACUACAAGAUAUGCAGGGGUUCCAACGUUCGCAACAAGUGCGGCGUCGAUUCCAUGGUCUCUACCGUGUCCGCAGUCCACGCCUCGAAGGAGUAGACUCUGGUCAGCGGUGAUAAUCGUGAUUCCAUAUAUUGUAGAACUAUAAUCCCUGCUAGUAAUCCAUUUGUGCUGUUUAUGUAUCGAAGGCAGCAAAGAUGUGUGAAGCGGCAAUGGGAUGCUUGCUGUAAGGUAAUAUGUUUGGCUUGCUAGGCAUGCUACACGCUAUUUGGAUGUAGCAACGUUAUCACCAGCUGUAUACGCUUUUUAAUCGACAACAUUUGAAUAAUAUGUA